Molecule: messenger RNA, 919 nt
Organism: Sclerotinia trifoliorum
Lineage: Eukaryota; Fungi; Ascomycota; Leotiomycetes; Helotiales; Sclerotiniaceae
Source: the annotation of a GenBank genome assembly
CUGUAACCUCACUUCCCACUCUUACGUAUCACAUAAUUUGUCAGAAUAUUAAAUCAAAUCAAUUACAACUUCAAAUUUACUAUAAGUACUCUCCAUGCGGAUCCCAACGUUUCCUAAUCUCGUCCGUACAUUUUAUACUAUAAGCAAUUAUACCCUUUCUCGUCUACCAGCAACUCAAUACAAAGCCCUUCAACCCAUCACUAGAGGAACUGUCCUGCGAUCUAUGCCAACCAUCCCAUUUCUCUCAGCUUUUUUUGGUACUUCUAGCUCCCAACAAAUGUCUUACCCGGUCCAAAAAUCCGAGGAAGAAUGGCGAGCUGUUCUCUCUAAAGGUAAGCUUUGCCGGGCCAUCCUAAUUUACUAUAUAAACCCAUCUAACAUCUCCCAAGAACAAUUCCGAGUCCUCCGCAAGCAAGGCACUGAAGCUCCCCAUGUUGGCAAAUACGACAAACACAUGCCCGAUUCUGGCGUCUACACAUGCGCCGGCUGCGAUGCCCCUCUAUACCAAGCCUCCCACAAGUUCAAAUCUGGAUGUGGAUGGCCCGCGUACUUUGAUAAUAUUCCUGGCGCCGUAACAAGACACACGGAUAAUACUUUGGGCAUGCAGCGAACCGAAAUCGUUUGUUCGAAUUGUGGAGGCCAUUUAGGACAUGUGUUUAAGGGCGAAGGAUUCAAUACGCCUACGGAUGAAAGACACUGUGUCAAUAGUGUGAGCAUGAAGUUUGCGCCGGGAGAUGAGAUCGUAGAUGGCUCGAAGAAGAACGGAGAAAGUAAGGCUUGAUUCGGGAGUGGUGUAUAAUAUCGGAAGGAGGUGGUGAAGGGACGGCGAAGCCGAACUCAAAUAGGAGAGAGACUGUAACGAUACCGACGCGAAGAUGAUUAACGAACUAGCAAGUGCUACCUGUAUUGAUAGUAAUCC